GUAAUCGCAUUAUUCGGCACUCCGCUGUGACUGAGCAGUCAGGGAGUUGCAGCGAUGCCUGAGCCGGCCAAGUCCGCCCCCGCGCCCAAGAAGGGCUCCAAGAAGGCGGUGACCAAGACGCAGAAGAAGGGCGACAAGAAGCGCAAGAAGAGCCGCAAGGAGAGCUACUCCAUCUACGUGUACAAGGUGCUGAAGCAGGUGCACCCCGACACGGGCAUCUCGUCCAAGGCCAUGGGCAUCAUGAACUCCUUCGUCAACGACAUCUUCGAGCGCAUCGCGGGCGAGGCGUCGCGCCUGGCGCACUACAACAAGCGCUCCACCAUCACCUCGCGGGAGAUCCAGACGGCCGUGCGCCUGCUGCUGCCCGGCGAGCUGGCCAAGCAUGCCGUGUCCGAGGGCACCAAGGCUGUCACCAAGUACACCAGCUCCAAGUAGGGCGUCUCGGACCGUCACUUUUAACCCAAAGGCUCUUUUAAGAGCCACCAAAUUUUUCAAUAAAAGGGCUGAAUCAGUUCUAUUAGUGGGGAGGUACGUAAAUACUUAACAUCUGCACGUUAAUUAGUAGAUGACGUGGUCCUCUAGCAAGCUUAAAUGAAUGUACUAAAUUUCUUAAUUACCUUGUCUAUGUGCGGUAUAUCAACUUGGUUGUUAAAAACCUGUAAUCCGGUUCGGUCUCAAAAGGGGCUUGAAAGCAGCAACAGCUUUUCCAAUUCAAAGUCCCAUGCUAAAGGUGAAAUUGUGAAAAUUUUCUAAGGGUUAAAUGACUUACCAAAUUUACUGGCAUUUACUUUCAGUGCACUAUAGCAGUAAAAUAAAGGUUUCAUCUCGGUC
Molecule: messenger RNA, 831 nt
Organism: Lonchura striata (white-rumped munia)
Lineage: Eukaryota; Metazoa; Chordata; Aves; Passeriformes; Estrildidae
Product: histone H2B 1/2/3/4/6
Cellular component (GO): nucleosome
Molecular function (GO): DNA binding; structural constituent of chromatin; protein heterodimerization activity
Source: RefSeq, a predicted model, not a curated record